AUGGCAUGGCGAGCGCCCGCUCCUGACCAGGUGGCGCUCGUCCGGGCCGCGGCGGCGGCGCAGGCUCAGUCGGAGGCCGGCGCGUUGCAUGCGUUUCGCGCGGCGCUGCACGGCCCUACGAUGGUGACGCGGCUCGGUGGGGCCGAGUGUGGAAAAACCCGCCGCCGCUCCGCCACGGCGACCCCGACGACCCCCCCGGCCGCGUCCCCCGCCAGCUCCCCCUCACCCCCGACGAUCCGCGCCUCCAAGCGCCGCCGCCGCGGGGCCGCCGCCACGGGGAACUCGCCGCUGCGGGGCGGCUGGGGCUCCGGCCCCCGCCGCUCGCCGUCCCGGCCGUCCCUCACGCCGCCGCCGCCCGCGGCGGGGUUCGACCCGCUCGACCCCGCCGCGGACCCGCCCGCCAGGGCGCUCACGCGGGACCAGGUCAGGCACUGCAAGAAGGCGCUCAAGGCGCUCGAGAAGAAGCUUGAGACACCCGCCGCGCUCUCCAAGGAGUUCUACAGCCUCCCGGAUCUAAGAACUGAGCUUCAGUCGACACAAAAGUUUACUGUUGCUCGGAGACCUGAAAAUAGGGCAAGAAAUCGCUAUACUGAUGUUUUGCCAUUUGAUGAAACCAGGGUGCGAUUAAAGUCUUCAACAGGCAAUGAUUACAUCAAUGCCAGCCUUGUAGAGAUUGAUGGAAGAGAUCAAACAAAGUUCAUUUCUACUCAAGGACCACUGACCAAUACAUUUGAAGAUUUUUGGCAGAUGGUAUAUGAUAAUCGUUGUCCUGUGAUUGUUAUGGUCACCAAAUUUGACAGUCUUAAGUGCGAUGAGUAUCUCCCAUUGAGCAAGAGCCAUUAUAUUUUUGGAAAAUUUACCAUUGAGAUCACGAAGAUCAGAGAAGAUGGUCAAUUAGUGUUGCGUGGUGUGAAGGUGCAACGUGAUGAGUCAGAAGUAGUGCACUCACUCCAUAUUGAGUAUUCUGAGUGGCCUGACCAUGGGGUGCCAAACAGCACUACUGAUGUACGAAGAAUUCUAAAAAGAUUGUAUCACGUUCCAAGACAGCAGCCAAUAGUUGCACAUUGCAGUGCAGGCAUUGGAAGAACGGGUGCUUAUAUCACCAUCCAUAAUACAGUAGAGAGGAUUUUACUUGGAGAACUUGCUGCUGUUGAUCUUGUUGAAACUGUCAAAAGAUUUAGAUCACAGCGCCCUGGAAUGGUCCAAACAGUGGAUCAAUAUAAGUUUUGCUAUCAGGCAAUUGCAGAUGAACUGAAAGAUCUAAUAUUGAAAUCAAAACACUGAGUGGUUUUCAUCUUUUCGAGGGACAAGUAACGUCAGCUUAGGCGUUGCUCUGAUGUAUCAGAGGGCCUGAUGCCCCAUUUACUUUCUGAUUCUUUAGGCUUCCGCAACUGCAUUCAUGUACAGCAUGUAGAAAGGGAUGAAGAUUUUAGCAGGAAGCGCAAGCGUUUCUAACAUUACCUUAUCCGAAGAUUGGGGUUUCUGUGAUCCGUAUUAACUUGUAUCCUUGAUUGUACAUUGCUCUGUAUUAACUUGUAUAUUUUCCUCAUGAAUUAGAUUCUAGGUGCUCCUUAGGAUAAUAGAAUGCCAAUUACUGAGCGUAUCAUGAACCCUGACUUGUAUUGUUUGCUGGUCGGCGCAUGAUGGCGCAUGAUGUCGAAUGCCCAGGAAAGAUUCAAUAUUUGUUGUUUCUGUUGUCACCAUAAA
Molecule: messenger RNA, 1707 nt
Organism: Panicum virgatum (switchgrass)
Lineage: Eukaryota; Viridiplantae; Streptophyta; Magnoliopsida; Poales; Poaceae
Product: protein-tyrosine-phosphatase PTP1-like
Exons: 10
Coding region: 1-1284 (427 amino acids)
Biological process (GO): protein dephosphorylation
Molecular function (GO): protein tyrosine phosphatase activity
Source: RefSeq, a predicted model, not a curated record